UAUAUAACAAUUAUAUUAAUUCAAUAUUAAUUGCUUAAAUAGACAUUCAUGGAGUCUCCUAAUAUUUACAUCAAGAAACUGGGUCAUCCUAUUAAAGAAAUUCGUGAAAGAUCCCUCAAGUUGCUUUUGACAAAGUUACAAUGUGGAUGGGUACUACCGGACGAAAUUGAUAUUAUCCGAGAGCUUGUAAACAAUUUAUUGAAUUGGUUGAAUGAAAACCAUCCUCUUCAAAAGGAAGUUCUGCAGUUAUUGCUGAUAACACUAAAAACAAAAAAUGGUGCUUACAUUGUAAAGGACCAAGGUGUUAGUACAAUUCUAACACACCUUAAUAGCUUAAAAAGUAACACAGACGCUAUUGAUGUAUUAGAAGAUAUUAUUGAAACUCUUCGUUUUAUAAACACUGUGGAUUCUGAAUGUUCUUUAAGAAUACCUCCCCUGCAGCUUAACUCUUCUAGUAGUUCUAAAACAAGUAGAAAUGGGAGCAGUUGUAAUGGUUUUAACAAUGAAUGUCAAGAAAAAAUUUACUGCUUUGUUGGAAAUGAUGGAGAAACAUAUAAAAACCAAAAAACAGACAUAAAAAACAGUGGCAUAAAGUGUCUUCUUUUUCCAUGGGUGGAUUUGGGACCAUCAGAUAUAAAGACGAUGAAUUUAAUCAUGGACUCACUGAAAGUGUCAAAAUCCACAAGAAGGUGUUGUAGGUUUAUACGAGAUGUCUUUCUGCGUGACUUCCCAGUUCAAAUAUUCUUAAACAGGCCAACAAUAGUCAAGACUUUACUGGCUAUAUCAAGUGGGCAAUGUGGCGGGAACCCACAAGAGGCACUAUGUGUGCUGUUGUGCAUAACCAGAGCUCUGCAUAUGCAGUUUAUGCAAUUAUUAAGCUUGGAUUUUGUAUGUAAGUCACAGAAGGUUUCAGAAAAUAAAGAAGAUAUGGAAGAUAAUAUCAACCUAGAGCUUCAGAAAGCAAUAGACUAUAGACAGGAUUCACCACAUCAAGACGCGCUUUUAGCAUUGAGGCAACAGCCCGUGCCGAUAUUCGCACUUGACGCUUUACAGACAAUAUUCACAGUGAUGGCGAGAAGUGUGGUUGAUGAAUCAACAAUUGAAGAUUUGGAUUUGAAACAAAUUAACACAUGUUUAUCUCUUGUUGACUCCAUGCUCAAGUUAUUACUGGAUUGCGUUACUAAGAAAUUCUGGCGAGUAGAACACAGUACUAAAACGCACAGAGACAUUGCACAUAAGUCUUGCAUUGUCAUGCGUAUGCUUGGGGACUUACUAACGAAAUACAAUAAAGCAUUUGAGAAAAAUCCCGAAGGUGUAUACUAUCGCAUAGUUUGGUUGCGUCUUGUGCAAUGUGGGGGGCAGUUAUUACAAUGGGCCAAAGACUCGCCGCUUCCACCUGCAACCCUUGUGACAGCUCUACAAAUGGCUCAGAUUGACCCUGUACUAGAUCUUUUAUAUCCAAAAAUAAGUUAUCAAAUUAAUAAUGUUUUGAGUGUGGCGAAAUCGUCAUUAGAUAAAGAGCAUAAAAGUAAAUUUUGUGAGCUAACCAAGGUAUAUACGAGCAUAGAGUGUGCUGUAAAGUUUAAGACAAUAAAAUUCAAGGAAUCAAGGAAUGACGAGGAGCUUCUUAUAUCAAUCCAAAAGACCCUGCCGAUAUUCCAUUUCAAUUUAGAUAAGAAGUAUUUUAAAGAAGUAGUGUCCGUUUUGUUUGAGACAGCCAAGAAUCUUGACCAAAACGAUAUAAAUUGGUGCAUGGAGUGUGAAAUAGCUCUGAAAUUAAUGGCUCACGGUGUGGAGUGGAUAAAAACAACAUUCUACAUGUUGUUGACCGAGUUUAUAAGAAAUGCGUUUGUUGGCGACGAAAGCAAGCAGACUGAAAACGAAAAAUGUCUGAAACUUAUGUGCCAUGUUGAAAUACUGACGGAAAUCUGCUGCCAGGGUCUCUCGUCGAAUAUAGAAGAGGUAGAAGCCAGUUCGUCCGAGAUAAUGCUGCUGAUACUCCGUGGUCGGCUGGUGCUGAGCGAGGGUUGCUGGUGGCAGCUACUGGCGACCGUGCAGGCGGUCUUCCCCCUUCUGCAUGUGUACGCCGCACACGACACAGUACUCGGUAAAGCGAUAUGCAAAUCUCUAGAAAUGGAGAUCAGUAUGUGUAUGGGCGUGUCGAGGGCGGAGCGGCGGCGGGGGCUGGCGCGCGCGCUGUACGUACACUGCGGCGCCGUGCGGGUUGACGCUGCACGACAGCUGUGCCAUGAGCUGGAUGACAAAAAAUAUUUGCCGCCAAGUGAGUCCGUACGAGCCGACGUUUUGUUGAACGCUAUGAAACGUGUUGAGCCGCAGGACUUUAAUUUAGAAGACUCAGCCAUGCAAAGCUCACAAGUAAGUCAGACUACCGGUCUUGAACAAAUUCUGGAAGUACUAAAACAAGACCUAACACUGGAGACGGAUGGUUUGACAUACAGCGCUCGAGAGGGCUUGUCAAAGGCCACGCUCGAGCCCGCUCUGCGACGAAGCACCCUGCAGCAGCUAGCCGUCAUGAUGAGGAAUAGAGGGAUGCAUGAAGUGUUCAUGAAAAAUAAUGGACUCAAUCUCAUUGUAUCACUGUUGAGGAUGUCUCUGAUGGUUGACGAUUUCUUGACGUAUCCCGAGUGUGCAAUCAGCUGCGUAUCAAUUUUGAACAGCAUUGGAUUCGAGAGCCGACACACUUUAGCGAGCAUUCAGGAUUUGCCGUUGCUUUUGCUGCGAGUAAUACUAAUAUUCCCUGCCAACGACAGCUGCGUGCUACUGUGCACGCAAGUGCUCGCUCUAUGUAUAUGGGCGGGGUUUGUGCUGCACGAGAUAGACGCUCAAGGGCAUCGCGCGCCCGCCGCACCGCUCAGCGUCGUGCGUCGCACACGCCUGCCCUUCCCUGCGCUGUCCUACUGGAACACCAGCCCCAACACCGAACAUUCUAGAAUAGAUUGGCUCCUAAGUGAUGAAACUUGGCGAAACGCAGUGGUCUUUCGCUGGUGGUGGGCGAACGGCGGUGCAGCGGGCGUGCGGGCGGGGCUGGUCUCGGAAGCGAAUGAGUACUUCGCCCCCAACGUCAGCGCCCCUGGUCCCGCGCUCACGGCGUCGGCGUCUUGUCUCACCGCAGUGUGUACUCAGUCACUGUUGGCGCUAGAAAACGCCACCUCACACCAACAAGUCAUUCAGGCCCUGUUAUUGCUGCAGAGUUGUUUACCUCUGACGUGCGUAUCCCGGGCGCCGCGCGAGCUGUGCGGUCUGCCGUGGCGGCACACGGCGCGGUUCCUGCGGGCGCCCCCCGCCUCGCCCGCUGACGUGCACCUGCUGAAUACGCUCCUGCACUGCGUGCUUGCGUACAUGACACACGUGUCGGCUAGAGAUAACUCAAUGACCUGGAUCAAGGAGCUAUUUAUUGGCAACGACGCUUCGAUAAUAGCUCUGUUGAGCCGAGACCAGAUGUACCCGCACUCUACACAAGACGACAUAGAGUUGACACAACUAAGAAUACUCAUAGUGAGAGUUCUAGUACGCAGCAUAGAGAUUGUCCAACAAGAUGGCGAUUAUAGUUCUAACAAAAUGGAGUCUCUCAUAAAAAUACUGUUGGCCUCGUUGGAGAUGAUCGAUUUGAAGAAUUUUCACAUGUUGGGUUAUCUCAACGAGCUGCUACGAUGUACACGAUACGCGGUGUAUUCCCGGUACUGUGUGCUAUCUGAGGAUACGCUAAUCCACGCGUUACGGGCCAUGACGCGUACGCUGGGCGGGUGCGCGAGCGGAUGUGGACGCAAGGGCCAUGCGUGCAGGCUCGACGCGACGCUGGCCACGCUCGCGCUUGUCACGCACGCGCAUAAACAAAACAUACCUGUUCAACGCUGGAGCGAAUGUUUCUGUGCGGCGACGAUGCGCGUGCUUGUGGCGGACUGCGGUGCGUCGCGCACGGAGUUGCGGGCGGCCGCGCUGCGUACCGUCGCCGCGAUCGCGACGCACGCGCAACUACUGCCACAUUUAGUUCAAUGUCUGCCUUGCGAGUCGCUAUUGGAGUUUGCGGUGGGCGCGUUCAGCCGCAGCGACGAGGCGAACGCCGUGCGCGCCGCAGCCGCAGCCGUUAUCACCACCGUCACCGUAAGAUCGUCGACUGCACAGAUCUCGGAAAAUGAUGUCAUGAAAACUAUUAUAGAAACGAGUUUUAUUGAGGAGUGCUUGAAUAUUCUGAUUGACUUCUGUAAUAAGGAGGAUUAUGACGAGUUCAUCGAGCCAAACGUGCCACUGUCAGUUCUCGAACGUGAAUCAGAGCUCGACGUUAGGGCUGAGAAAUGCGACGUGGCGUUCUCCCCCUCGUCUCGACAUCGCAAGGCCCCGCCCACCGCGCCGCUCGUUGCGGCAAUCGCUGACGUCAUCAACAACAUAUCCACGUACAAACACGCAGAUGUGAAGAGAUGGAACGAACAGGGAUUGUAUAGGAUUCUGUUUAGAUGCGCAUGUUGGACGUCAGAAGAUCCGAGCGAGUCGAGUGGCGUGCGCGUCGCAGCGUGUCGUGCGUUGGUUGUGGCCGCGACGCAUCGAUGCGUACGCGCCGCACUAGCUAACACAGUGGAUUGCUUGCACGAGUUCACGGAUAAUCUUAUAUUAUGCAGUCAGAUAAAUGAUAAAUGUGAUAUGGAAUUAUCCGCCGUAACACAAUCUUAUCUUCUGUUGGCUUCGUUGCUACAAGAAGAACCGGCUAAAGAUACUAUUUGGAAAGAGUUAAAAAGCGAAAAGUCAACACUAUUUUUUCACUUACUGUUGGAAUCACUGGAAAAUUCGAAUGCAGAAUUAUGCGACGCCGCAAUUUAUUGUCUAUCAGUACUUACAAGUUCAAUGGCAAAAUCAACGCAGAAAGAUAUGAGCAAGGACGAACGGACGAUAAAAUUUUUCGACAAUAUAAAAUCGGAAAUUCUAACAGACCGCUUGAGUGCGGGCGACGGACAAGACUUAGAAGACUGCCAACCGGAGUAUGUAGUAGAAAGCUACUGCAAAAUUCUUGUGAAACUUUUCCAUGAGUACUCCGACAGCAACCCGUGCUACUGUAGCCAUGACGAGCGAUGGUGUCGCGUGUGUGCGUGUUUGGCGUCCCUCCUGCGUGCGAGCGUCCGCGCGCGAGCGUACGGCACGCACCGUCGAUUGCCACGUGCGCUCGCUACAGCGUUACAGCGGAUAAGAGACGCUCUGUCACUGCAGGGAAAGUCGGCUGAAGUUAUUCGGAAUUCCAACAGUGAUCCCAUAUUGGAGACGUUGCAUUGGUUGUUGACGCUGAUGAGUUGCUUGAUGAUAGACAGCCCGGCAGUAAAGGAAAGCCUCUGUGACGAACACAUAGAGAUAUCACUGGUGCGGCUCUGGCCGUGGUGCAUGAUGACUGAGACGCUGCGAACUGACUUGCUGCUGCUGCUGGUUAACUUCACUAAUAACUGUCCUAAAGCGUGGUCGCGACUGUGCGUGUGCGUGUCGGGACGCAGCGUGCUGGGCGAGGCGUGCGCGCUGGCGGUGCGUGAAGCUGCGCGCGUGCGGGCGCCCGCGUUGCUUGCGGCCGUUUACCGCGUGCUCACUAAUUGCACGUCCAAUCAUCACUGCCGCUCUGUUAUGAUCAAGAGCGAGUUAGUCAGUAGCGCAGUGCGAUCUUGCGUGCGGAGCUCAGCGGCGGCGGGGCUAUGUGCGGCGCUGGCGCGGUACGCUGACGGUGCGGGCGCAGUGGCGGGCGCGCUGCCCCCCGCCCCGCCCCGCCGCCUGCUGCCUGCGCUCGCGCACGCCGCGCACCACGCCCGCCAGCUGUGUUUGCAGUCGCAAGACAUUCUGGAGCUGUUUUCGAGCGCGCUGCUGGCGGGCGACACGUCGGAGGUGGUGACCGCGGCGCGCGCCAUCUGGGCGCUAGCUGCUAACAAUCAUCGGGCAAAGCUGAUCCUCCGCACGAAUGGGCUGGCAUCGGCGGUGGAGUCGGGCCUACAGCGGCUCGCGAAGCUAACGAACGGCGAAGCGGAGCGAGCGGUGCAGCUGCUACAGUACACACACACCGUGCUGCAGACAUCUUGAUACUUACUACGAGACUAUACUGCACUACGAGUACUUGAUACUUGACAUUCCAUGUAUUGUUGCGAUGAGAAAGUUACAGAUUUACAAGGAUUAGUAAAAUCACGUAAGAAGGAACGUCACGUUAGGGACAUCUGUUUCACGCUUCCCUGUCAUCCAAGCAUUUUGCAUGUGGCUGAAAUGAGAACUGAGGAUACUUACUUCGUUUUGAUUGACAGUUGCUUCACACCUCCAAGCUAAAAAAUCUUUGUAAGUCUGUAUUUUACCUCGUACAUAACUUUACGCUCACAACAUAAGGGUCGCUUCCACAGAAUCUCCGAGAAACACGUCUGGAUGUACUGUACCGAUUGCAUGUUGCAUGUAAUAAAAAUUAUUGUGAUGACAAUAUCAAAACUUGCCCGAAUAAUGUUAAAUUAACGCAAUUUUUUUAUAUUCUAUUUAUAUUAUAAUAUGAGACUGAAAUGAUGUAAGUGA
Molecule: messenger RNA, 6534 nt
Organism: Aricia agestis (brown argus)
Lineage: Eukaryota; Metazoa; Arthropoda; Insecta; Lepidoptera; Lycaenidae
Product: rotatin-like
Exons: 34
Coding region: 49-6063 (2004 amino acids)
Biological process (GO): ciliary basal body organization; centriole replication; centriole-centriole cohesion
Cellular component (GO): centrosome; ciliary basal body; centriole
Source: RefSeq, a predicted model, not a curated record